AUGCCAUUCUCCCACCACAGUCACUCGGGACAGUUCUGUCACCAUGCCAAGGACACCCUCGAGAGCAUGGUGAGAACCGCCAUCUCCCGCGGGAUGCGCGUGUUCGCCCUGACCGAGCACAUGCCGCGGGACCAAGUAGAAGAUCUCUACCCGGAGGAGGUCUCAGCGCAAGCAACCAACUUCGACCUAUUCCACACUUUCGCCGCGUACUACGAUGCGGCCAUCCUCCUGCGCGGGCAGUACCAGGCGCACAUCCAGCUUCUCGUCGGCUUCGAAGCCGAGUACAUACGGCCGUCAUCGAUCGACAUCGUGCGGGACCUGCAACCGAUCUACAAGUUCGACUUCUUCGUGGGGUCGGUGCACCACGUCAACACGAUCCCGAUCGACUUCGACCGGGCGACGUACGAGCGCGCGCUCGCCUCGUGCGGCGCCGGCGACAAGGAGGAGGUCCUGUUCGAGCAGUACUUUGAUCACCAGUACGAAAUGCUGACGCAGCUGCGCCCCGCCGUCGUCGGCCACUUCGAUCUCAUCCGGCUCAUGGCGAGGGAUCCGACAAGGGAAAUACGCAGCUAUGGCGACGCCGUAUGGAAAAAGGUGCUCAGGAACCUCGACUUUGUGAAAUCCUACAACGGCCUCCUGGAGAUCAAUUCCGCCAGCUUAAGGAAGGGCUGGGAGACGCCGUAUCCCGGCCCUGAUAUCUGCUCCGCUUUCAUGUCCUUCGACGGCCGCUUCACGCUCAGCGACGACGCGCAUUGCAACGAACAGGUCGGAUUGAAUUAUGAGCGGACGCUGGAUUAUAUGAAGCGAUUGGGCAUGACCGAGGUGCACUAUCUGGAACGAUUGCCGAUGGGGGAGAUGGCGGUCGAUGUGCUGGAUGCGUGUGCGGUUAGGAGGAUGUGCAUGGAGGACCUGGAGAAUGAGGUGUUUUGGUUGAGUUGA
Molecule: messenger RNA, 939 nt
Organism: Tricharina praecox
Lineage: Eukaryota; Fungi; Ascomycota; Pezizomycetes; Pezizales; Pyronemataceae
Product: polymerase/histidinol phosphatase-like protein
Exons: 3
Coding region: 1-939 (312 amino acids)
Biological process (GO): L-histidine biosynthetic process
Cellular component (GO): cytoplasm
Molecular function (GO): histidinol-phosphatase activity
Source: RefSeq, a predicted model, not a curated record